This is a messenger RNA of Rotaria sp. Silwood2, 429 nucleotides long. The record is from the annotation of a GenBank genome assembly. Lineage: Eukaryota; Metazoa; Rotifera; Eurotatoria; Philodinida; Philodinidae.
AUGGCAGCCUUACCAGGACCACAUGCAUUUUUAUUCGUUCUUAAUCCAACAACGAGAAUUACUGAAGAAGAGCUUAAAAUGCUCAAUUCCGUUCGGGAAAUAUUCGGUACAGCAUCUAUUAAUCAUACAAUCAUUAUCUUUACUCAUAGCGAUUCAUUGGAUGCCCACGGCAUCACAAUCCAAGAGCACUUGGCUCAAUUCGAAUCAAAUCAUCCGUUAAACAAGCUUCUUGAUCAGUGUGGACAUCGCUAUUUAGCUGUAAAUAAUCGUGCAACAAAUACAGAGAAGACUGCGACAGUAAGAGCUUUGCUUGAUAUAGUUGCGCAAAUGGUUGCGAACAAUAAUGGUCAAGUGUACAUAAACGCCAAUUUUGAAGCUGCUGCCAAAUUCAGUGGAAAAUAUACGAGCGAAAAUCAAGAUUAUUCUUGA